GUCAUAAACACCCCGUAAAAGAAAUCUGUCAAAAUCGUUCGUCGCGGUCGGUGCGAAUGAUUUUUUCGUAAAAAUCACAAUUCCUUUUUAUUUAGAUCCAUUUCAAUAUCCCAAACAACAUGGAAAUAAAUAAAACAACUUUGAGCAUUGCGGCUGGUGUAGCUGGUACGCUAUUCCUCGGUUAUUGCAUAUAUUUCGACAAGAAGCGGCGUAGCGAUCCCGAUUACAAGAAGAAAAUUCGUGAGAGGAGACGACGCCAGCGCAAAAUCGGUGGUUCAGGGUCACGAAGUGAAAUUCCAAAUCUCAAUGACCAUGAAGCUGUGCAAAAAUACUUCCUGCAAGAGGUUCAAAUGGGCGAAGCAUUGAUCGCAUCCGGUGACAUCGAACAGGGUGUCGAACAUUUAGCCAAUGCAAUUGUGGUGUGCGGCCAGCCCACGCAACUGUUACAGAUACUCCAGCAGACACUACCAGCGCAGGUGUUCAAUUUACUGAUUCAGAAAAUGCGAGUUUACAGUACCAAAGAAGCUGAAAAGCAUAAUUCUGGCGAUGCUAUUAUCAGUGACCUUAACGAUGAGCUAGAAUAAGAGAAGUAAGAAUUCCGGUUUAUUGAUAUAUCAUGCAGGCACAUUUUUUUUUCUUUUUCCAUUGAACGAUAAAAACUAUCGGAAAAGCAUACACAGAAAGAAACAAAAUUGCAACGCGGAAAAUUAACUUGGUUGAGAUGUACAAUAAUAGCAAAAAAAAAUGAAAAAUGUGAAAAAUUUUUGACUAAGAAAUUUAUGAAUAAUUAUUCGUAUGAUGCACCAACUGAGCUAAAAAUUUAAUUGUUUGGUGGGCCAUUUUUAUUGUAAACAAUUUUUCGUGUUUCUUCUCUCAAAUUUAAUGAUGUGCUCUAUUACUAUUACUGUAUACAACAAAAGAAACGAAACAAAUUAUAAAUGUUUUUGGGGAA
This is a messenger RNA of Bradysia coprophila, 952 nucleotides long. It is a transcript of the gene Tom20, whose product is annotated as translocase of outer membrane 20. The record is from RefSeq and is a predicted model, not a curated record. Gene Ontology annotation, biological process: protein import into mitochondrial matrix; intracellular protein transport; protein targeting. Gene Ontology annotation, cellular component: mitochondrial outer membrane translocase complex. Gene Ontology annotation, molecular function: transmembrane protein transporter activity. NCBI's taxonomy places the organism in Eukaryota, Metazoa, Arthropoda, Insecta, Diptera, Sciaridae.